Paralichthys olivaceus (Japanese flounder) is the source of this 2469-nucleotide messenger RNA. The record is from RefSeq and is a predicted model, not a curated record. NCBI's taxonomy places the organism in Eukaryota, Metazoa, Chordata, Actinopteri, Pleuronectiformes, Paralichthyidae.
AUGGUGAACAUCAACUCAGAGACAGGAGAUAUAAUCAGUCUGCAGUCGUUUAACUUCGAGGAGUUAAAAACGUUUCAGUUUAAAGUUCAGGCCACAGACUCUGGUGUUCCUCCRCUCAGCAGCAACGUGACUGUGAACGUUUUUAUCCUGGAUGAGAAUGACAACAGUCCUGCGGUUCUGUCUCCAUAUUCUGAGCACGGCUCCGUUAACAGUGAGAGCAUCCCCUAUUCUGCUGAAGCGGGAUACUUUGUGGCAAAGAUCAGGGCUGUAGACGCAGACUCUGGAUACAACGCGCUGCUUUCUUAUCACCUCUCUGAGCCCAAAGGAAACAACCUCUUCCGGAUCGGAACCAGCACCGGGGAAAUCAGGACUAAGAGGAGAAUGAGUGACAAUGACCUGAAAACUCACCCCUUGGUGGUGCUGGUUUCUGAUAACGGAGAACCCUCCCUGUCAGCUACUGUGUCUAUAGAUGUGGUGGUGGUUGAGAGCACAGCUGACAUCCAGACUCAGUUCAGACAYGUGCCCACAAAGGACGAUGGCUUCUCUGAUUUAAACCUKUAUCUGCUGAUCGGCAUCGUGUCGGUGUCAGUCAUCUUUCUGCUGAGCCUCAUCACUUUAAUAGCUGUGAAAUGCCACAGGACAGACAACAGUUUCAGCAGGUACAGCGCCCCAAUGAUCACCACCCACCCUGACGGGAGCUGGUCUUACUCUAAAGCUACUCAGCAGUAUGACGUCUGCUUCAGCUCAGACACGCUCAAGAGUGACGUAGUGGUUUUCCCCGGACCGUUUCCGCCUGCAGAUGCGGAACUGAUCAGUAUAAACGGAGGAGACACGUAUAACAGGACUCAGACUUUACCGAACAAAGAGAAGCUGCCGGGGAGAAAGCCUUAUAUCGGGACAUAUCUAGUGCUCGUUGUCUUGGAGUAUAACUGGGGAGCGGUAUCCGGGCAGCUCUCCUAUUCCGUCUCAGAGGAGGUAAACCUGGGGACUUCUGUCGGAAAUCUCGCCAAGGAUCUGAGCCUGAACGUUCACGAUUUGGAGUCACGUAUGUUUCAGAUCGUCGCUGGAUCGAAGAGGAAAUAUUUCGAUGUAAAUUUGAAGUCAGGUUUUCUCUACGUCAUUGAAAGAAUAGACAGAGAAGAGCUCUGUGCCAAAGCGGCAAAAUGUACAAUAAACGUCGAGGCUGUGAUAAAUAAUCCACUGAAACUUUACCGUAUUGAAGUGAAUAUUCUCGAUGUAAAUGAUAAUCCGCCGUCUUUCAGUGCAAAAUCUCAAACUAUUGACAUCGCAGAGAGCGUAUUACCGGGAGCUGCAUUCCCUGUGCUGUCGGCCUACGAUGCCGAUGUCGGGAAAAAUAGUAUUAACACAUACAAGCUGAAUGCCAAUGAAUAUUUUUCUUUAGUGGUGCACAGAGGAGAGACUGUGUCAGCCGAGUUGGUUCUGCAGAAAUCAUUAGACCGAGAGAAGCGCGCUUUGAUUAAACUCACGCUGACCGCUGUAGAUGGAGGAACACCUCCGAAAUCAGGCACAUCAGAAAUAUUAAUUAAUGUUCUUGACAACAAUGAUAAUAUCCCAGUCUUUAGCAAAACUCUUUACAAAACAAGUAUCACAGAAAAUGCAGCACUUGGCACUACAGUAGUGGCAGUGACUGCUACUGAUGCGGAUGAAGGUCCAAACAAAGACAUCGUGUAUUUACUGAAUUCGAAAGAUCAAGACCGUGUCUUGGACAUUUUUGAAAUCGAUUCUCAAACGGGGAUAAUAACAGUUAAAGGAAAGAUUGACUUUGAAGCAAAUCCUGCCUUUGAGAUCCGCGUGCAGGCUGCGGACAAAGGUCAGCCUCCUUUAACAGCUCAGUGUAAAGUGCUCGUGGAGGUGGUGGACGUGAACGACAAUGCCCCUGACGUCACGGUGACAUCACUGCUCAGUACAGUGAGGGAGGAUGUUGAGCUUGGUACAGCCAUUGCACUUGUUUCGGUUCUUGACAGAGAUGGGGGUAAAAAUGGUGAAGUGAAAUGUGAAAUAUUGAAUGCGGUCCCCUUCAAAUUAGAGACAAACUACAAAAACUAUUAUUCUUUAGUUAUCGCCGGAGCUCUAGAUAGAGAACUUGUUUCCCACUACACUAUUACUAUUAAAGCCACAGAUGAAGGCAGUCCCCCUCUCUCUAACACAAGUGUGGUUAUUGUUCAGGUUUCUGAUGUCAAUGACAACACACCUCGGUUUUCAGAGAGUGUGAUAAAUAUGUAUGUGGGAGAAAACAGUCCAGUUGGCACCGUUUUGAAAGCAGUAUCUGCAACUGAUGCUGACAUAAGUGAAAAUGGUCGGGUGAGCUACACAUUAGUCAGUGACAACAAUAAAGUGUUGUUGUCCACUAUGAUUAAUAUCAACUCAGAGACAGGAGAUAUAAUCAGUCUGCAGUCGUUUAACUUCGAGGAGUUAAAAACGUUUCAGUUUAAAGUUCAGGCCACAGAC